CGGCACCAGACACAUUGCGCGCGGGGGUUCCCCCGAUUCGUCGACGGACCUGUUACACCACACACCGGUUGCAUCGAUGGACCGAGCCGGGCUGAUCCGCGCAGAAGAAAGUGAACGUUUUUUUUCUUUUUUUAUUCGUCUACUACGAUGAGGUAGGGGUCGGCGGCCCCGACGAAUUCGAUGGUUUCACAAAUUAACUGUCCGCUCUUCUAGCCGUCUUCAAGGUGCUUCGAACGGAAAGACUCUCGCGCCUCAGAAGCGACAACGACACACGGGUUUCCAGACGUGCUCGACAGUUGAAAUCCGUCGGACGAGUGCAAAGUAUUAUUACCAGUCACGAGAUUGAACGCAUCUGGGUGAUAAAAUGACGAAGCAAGGCGUGAGUGAAUGGUAUGGCGGUCGUUCCAUAUUUAUCACAGGAGGUACUGGGUACAUGGGCAAAGUACUCAUCCAAAAGCUUCUUAGAGACUGUGAUGAAAUAAAGAAUAUUUACGUACUAUGCAGACCAAAGCGGGGUUUCAGUCCAAGUGCCAGGAUUGAGCAAAUAAGGAAAUUAGCAGUAUUCGACCGCGUACGUACUGAGUGUCCGGAUAGAUUGAAGAAAGUAAAAGCAAUGGAAGGUGAUUUAGGCAUACCUGGACUAGGACUGAGCGAAGAGAAUAAAAGAAUUCUGAUGAACGAAGUGUCUGUUGUCUUUAACGGAGCGGCUUCGUUGCGCUUGGAAGCGGGUCUGAAGGACGCAGUGAGACACAACACCACCGGGACAAAAUACAUAUUGGAUUUGGCUCUCGAAAUGAAAAAUUUAGUGUCAUUUGUCCACUUGUCAACGGCAUUUUGUCACUGCGAAUAUGACACACUGGAAGAGACGAUAUAUCCAUCACCAGCUAACCCGGAGGAUGUCAUGCGUGCCGUCGAAUGGAUGGACGACCACACGCUGGAGACUAUAACACCUAGACUACUUGGGCCCCAUCCGAACUGUUAUACAUACUCGAAAAGACUGGCGGAAACAUUAGUAAGCCAAUAUGCCAACCGUUUACCGAUAUCCGUGGCUCGUCCGUCAAUUGUGACACCUUCGUAUAUUGAGCCAGUUCCCGGAUGGGUGGAUAGUUUGAACGGGCCAGUGGGAGUCAUUGUCGCAGCCGGUAAAGGAGUAAUACGCUCUAUGUUAUGUAGCCCGGAUUACGAAGCGGAAGUCGUGCCUGUAGACAUAGCGAUUAACGCGUUAAUUGUUAUUGCCUGGAAGCGAGCAAUGAUGGAAAAUGUUGACGACGAAAUGGUCCCAUGUUACAACAUAUCCAAAGGUGACAUUAUCCAUAUGACUUGGGGUGAAGUGUUGCGUAAAGGAAAACGAUACGGAUACGAAUAUCCCUUCGACGCUGGUCUCUGGUAUCCCAAUGGGUCGAUAAGAACAAAUAAAUUGGUCCACUAUUUCAUCGUGUUCUGGCUCCAGAUGUUACCGGCUUAUUUGAUCGAUGGUAUUAUGAUUUUGACCAGACAAAAAACAUUCAUGGUUCGAGUACAAAAACGGAUAGCCGUUGGCAUGGAAGUGUUGCAAUACUUUACAAUGCGUGGUUGGAAUUUCAAAAUCGAAAACACGAAAGCUUUGGUUUCCACCAUGAACGAAAAGGAUCGAAAAUUAUUUUACAUCCAAAACGUCGAAGUCGACAUUGAAAAAUACAUGAUACACGUAAUGCUGGGCGCCCGUCAGUAUUGUAUGAAAGAACCUCUGACCAACUUGGACCGGGCCAGAUAUCAUCUGAAACUGCUGUAUUGGUUAAAUGCCGUUACUCAGGUGGUUUUUGGAUUUUUAUUGUUAUGGCUGUUCGUGCGUACGUUUGAUUCUUUCAAGUAUGCAUUGGAUUAUACUACAAGUUCAUUUACGAAUGCGCCGCUCAUCGGAUCCUUAAUUCCGAAGUAGUAUCGGAACACUUGUAUUAUUCUUAUUUCAUCAACAUUGUUAUUGUAAUUGGGUAUAUUAUAUAUGUAUAUACACACUGGUGGCAUGAAUUUUUUUAUAUCAUGAGGUAAAUAUCAUACAUGUUAGACAAUAAAGGUCAACCACCAAAACCUAAA
Messenger RNA from Sipha flava (yellow sugarcane aphid), 2073 nucleotides. Its product is annotated as putative fatty acyl-CoA reductase CG5065. The record is from RefSeq and is a predicted model, not a curated record. Gene Ontology annotation, molecular function: alcohol-forming very long-chain fatty acyl-CoA reductase (NADP+) activity. Gene Ontology annotation, cellular component: peroxisome. Gene Ontology annotation, biological process: long-chain fatty-acyl-CoA metabolic process. The transcript has 9 exons. The coding region runs from base 365 to 1918 and encodes 517 amino acids. Lineage: Eukaryota; Metazoa; Arthropoda; Insecta; Hemiptera; Aphididae.